UCACUCUGUCACUCACUGCAACUGUGGUUGAAGGAAGGAUAACAUAAAACUUGAUAAUAACAAAAACAAUGAAGAUUAAAGAUCCGUGUACAUAAAUAAAGUAGGUAAAUAAACAGAAAUAUUUAAUUCUUCGAAUAAUAUCUGAUAAUGUUCCUAUGAUAUCGGGAUUAAAAUAAGGACGAUCAAGAAAUUAAUGUGAAAUUUCGGUUUCUACUUAUGCCCAAAUCAUCCCCUAAUGACUUGUGAAUCUUGAUUUGGGGUAGGUAUGGCAGAUACAGACGGUGCAAGUGAAAGUGCUAGUUCGAUUGGCGAUGAAGAAAGGGUUCGAAGACUCUUCCAGGCUUGUGAUGCAAAUGGAGAUGGAUACAUUGAUAGUCAAGAUCUCCUUGCUAUAUGCAGAGAAUUAAGUCUAGAAGACUCCCUAGAUGAGCUCAUGCUUCAACUGGGUGCUGAUUCACAAGGCAGAAUUUCAUAUGAGCAAUUUUUGCAAAGGAGGUUAGCUCUAAGGCCAGAAAUUGAUGCAUUAAAAACUGCCAGCAAAGAUAACAUCAGUGACCAUAGUCAAGGCAAACUGGAUCAGUGGGAGUGGGAUUCAGGUGCAAGGGAUAUGAGUCCAGUGCCCAAGAACAUACUGAAGAAUACAGAACACUAUACUGAAUUAGAAUUCAAGGUGAGUUUUUAUUAUCAUUUUUAAGUACAACUAGAAACAACAAAUAGUCUAAUUCUAAUAGUUUAUAUCAUAGUCAAGCAUUUUUCUUGAAGUUAUCCACCAGAUAUUCAGAAAUCCAAUAUCUAGUAUUCUUUCUGUGAACUUUCUAUAAGGUACUUGCAAGUAUGAACAAUUACUUUCAUAAGUGUCACAUUCAUUGCUGUAUUGAUCUGCCCACACUAUUGAGAAUACACCCAAGUUCAUGUAACGAAUUAGGUUAGCAUUGAAACAGUGUUGAACAUACUUCAGAUGGUUUAAUGAUUCUGGAUUUGCUAAGUCUUGACUAACUAAAGCCAAGUCAUUUGCACACUGCACAUAUUUUGCUCUGAAAGUUUGCAAAUCAGGGUUGUGGGUAAUAGAGUAGCCCAAAAAUCCUAAACCAGAUAGAUAUAUAGCUGAUUUUAGUUUUUUCUGCUUCAUUUCUUGUUUCAAGUUGAUUGCAACUUCUGUGUAGUCUCUCACAACAAGUUUCCAGUAUUUCAUCCAUUUUUCUAGGAAUGUGCCUUUCACUUUAGUACUCAAUUUAUUGCUUGCGCUCUUCCAUCCUUCAAUGGAAUAGAUAUUUCUAUUGGAAUGAUGAAAUCUUGGAAAUUUCCACAUUUUCAAGACUUUUUAAGUUAGGUUAAGAUAUCUCUCAGAAGUAAAAUCUUUGAAAGUCUUGCUCUUCCAUUUCCAUGGAGAAACUAAAAAUAUUCAGCUCACAAGUAAUUUUCGAAAUUUGUCAAUCAAAUAUCAAAAAAAAUAUCAGGAACAGGAACUCUGCAGAAAAUUCAAUGUUGAUGGUUUUACUUGACAAUCUUGACAUUUU
This is a messenger RNA of Phaedon cochleariae (mustard beetle), 1517 nucleotides long. The record is from the annotation of a GenBank genome assembly. NCBI's taxonomy places the organism in Eukaryota, Metazoa, Arthropoda, Insecta, Coleoptera, Chrysomelidae.